UAGUAGCUCUCUCAUCACUUCCUUCGCUCUAUAAUUCGACACCCUUCUCCCCUCUCAGUCUUUAACUCACACAAGACCCGAAACAAGAAGCUAACGCUAAGCUAUCUCCAUUUUAAUUUUCAUGGCCACUCAACAUGAAAAUUAUGUACCAAUAGUUACUGUUACAAAGAGGGCGUCCGUAUAUCCAAAAACCGUUCACCCUCACAGAAUUCUCAACCUCUCUAGCUUGGACAGGCAGUGUCCUUUACUUAUGUACUUGGUUUUCUUUUAUAAGCCAUCUCAUGCUUAUGACAACUUGUCGCUCAACUUAGUUUUUAGCAGCUUGAAAUCCGGCUUGGAAGAGACCUUGUCCAUCUGGUACCCUGCAGCAGGUAGGCUGAACUUGAAUCCAAAUGAUGGAAAGCUCAAUCUUUGGUGCAACAACGAGGGUGCAGUUCUAAGUGAGGCAGUGACGCAAGUAAAGAUCUCAGACCUUGGAGACCUCUCGCAGUACAAUGAAUUCUUUGAAAAUCUGGUCUAUAAACCUGUUUUCAAUGGAAAUUUCUCUGAGAUGCCCUUGGUUGUUGCCCAGGUGACAAAAUUUGGCUGUGGAGGCUACUCAGUGGGCGUAGGCGCAAGCCACUCCUUAUUUGAUGGACCAGCCACCUUUAAUUUUCUGUGUGCAUGGGCUUGUAAUUCUGCAACUAUGAAAGAAAAGGGUAGGUAUGAGUUUCAAAAACCAGUCCAUGAAAGAGGGCCACUGGUACAGGUGGGUAAUUGCCACGCCCAAAAAUCCAACACAACGAGAGCAGCAGCAAUAGAUCAUCUAUAUCAGUUGAUACAACAAACGCUUGCUGAUCAUCAUCAGAAUCUUGCUAUACAUCACGGGCGGUUUGGAGAUCGAAACCCUAAUUACCUUCUAAAGACUUUUCAUCUGAGUGGUACGAUGAUAGAAAACCUGAAGAGGAAAGUACUGGGAGAGAAGAGAGGCAGCAGCUUCUCAUCAUGUUCAUCUUUUGAGCUACUCGCAGCUCAUCUAUGGAAGGUCAGGACCAAGGCUUUAGGAGUGAGGAAGGAAAGAAUGGUGUGCCUGCAAUUUGCCGUGGACGCAAGGAACAAGAUGGUGCCCUCACUGCCUAAAGGUUUCAGUGGCAAUGCUUAUGUUCUGGCAUCAGUCUCAAUAAGAGCCGGCGAACUGGAAGUAGAAAGCCAUGAAGCGAUAAUAGAGAAGAUAAAACAAGCUAAGAACUCUGUCAACAGUGACUAUGUGAAAGCAUAUAUGGAGGCACUUGAUGGACCCCAAGCUAAUCUCCCUCCUCUUAAUGAGCUCACAUUGGUUUCUGACUGGACAAGGAUGCCAUUUCACAAGGUUAAUUUUCUACAGGGAGACGCAGCCUAUGCUUGUCCUCUUGUCUCUCCAUUCCCUCAGGCUGCUUACUUUAUGCAGAAUCCAAUCGACUUCAGAGGUAUUGAUGUGAGGAUUGGCUUACCUCCACAGGCCCUGGAUGCUUUCUCCCACUACUUCCUCAUUAAUCUUUUAUAAACCUGAAGCAUCCUCCUUAUAUCUUUGUUUAGUAAUUAACUUGCCCUUUUUGCUUGAGAUGGGUAAUGGACUUUAGGAGGCAGUGAAGAUUAUAAGAAAAUGAUUACCACAGGUUGUAAUAAUGGUAUGUCAUACUCAGUUGUUGAAAAGCUAGUUUUUAGAUACAUGAUACAUAAUAAGGAACUGCCAUUUGUUAA
Messenger RNA from Hevea brasiliensis (rubber tree), 1719 nucleotides. RefSeq names its product brassinosteroid-related acyltransferase 1-like. The transcript has 3 exons. Bases 122 to 1522 code for a protein of 466 amino acids. The record is from RefSeq and is a predicted model, not a curated record. NCBI's taxonomy places the organism in Eukaryota, Viridiplantae, Streptophyta, Magnoliopsida, Malpighiales, Euphorbiaceae. Gene Ontology annotation, molecular function: acyltransferase activity, transferring groups other than amino-acyl groups.